Messenger RNA from Plasmodium malariae, 984 nucleotides. Its product is annotated as PIR protein. The transcript is spliced from 3 exons. NCBI's taxonomy places the organism in Eukaryota, Apicomplexa, Aconoidasida, Haemosporida, Plasmodiidae. Bases 1 to 984 code for a protein of 327 amino acids. The record is from RefSeq and is a predicted model, not a curated record.
AUGAGUGCGUCAACAGGAGAUUUGGAAAGUAUUUUAAAAGAGUUACCUGAAUAUAAACAAUAUGAUGAUCUUUAUAAAGAUGGAAAUAAUGAGUUAAGCGUUGAUUACUGUAAUAACGAUAAUUCGAAUUGGAAAAAUGAAGAUGUAAAAGAAGUUUGUAAUAAUAUUAUUAAAUACUUAAAAAAAUUUGAUAAAAAUAAAAAAAAAGAAAAUAUUAAUUAUGAUGAAUGUUCUUACUUCACUUACUUGGCAUAUGAUCAAAUUAUAAGUAAAUUAGGUAAUAAUGGAGAUAACUUUAUUAACCAAGAAGAUAUAACAAAACUUAAUCACACCAUCCUUUCUGCAUAUAAAAAAAUAGUAGAAAAAGAUUGUAUAUUUUACUUUGAUGGUUAUUUUAAUGAAUGGAAAGAAGAAAAACAUUUGUACUAUUAUUUUAAAAGUUAUAAUCACAUUAAAAAUAAAAAAGGUUCUUCUGGAACAGAACAAAAUAAGUAUUGUAACUAUCUUGAACAGAUAAAAAAUAUAUACGAAAAACAUAUAAGGAAAUGUUGUAAAUAUUUUUUUUUAAAAAAAAAUAGCCAGAACUUAUGCAAAAAGUACAUAAAAUGUGAAGAAUUAUAUAAUCCAUAUUAUCUCUUAUCCGAAUUAAAAUGUAAACAUAAUACAUCCAUUGAUUAUUGGAAAAAACUAAUUCAAGAAUUAAUUAUUGAUAGGGACGUUAUAAUGAUAAAUCAACAUUCAUCUGAAAGAACACGUAUAAACUUUUUAGAUGAUCCUUUUUACAAAGCAAUAACAGUUGGAUUCGUUACAAUAGGACUACUUUUCACAUUAUUCUUAUUCUAUAAAACUUAUCACUACAGGAAAAAUAAAAAUAAAGAAACAUUUUUAGAUCAAAAUGAAUUAUUAGAGAGAUUUUAUUAUGCAAAACACAAAAAGUUAAAUUUAGAAGACAGAAAUAUUUAUUUAUCUUAUUAUUCUAUAUGA